CAAACGCCUCCAUCCUUCCUCCUCGUGCCGUCAGCGCACGCCUGCCUUCCCUGUCAUCUCAUUUGUUGCAAUGGAUGCCAAGUUGAUGGAUGCUCCCAUGGACGGCAGCAGCGCUGAGCCAACGUCAAGCCUCACCGCAGAGGACGCCCCAUCGCUGUUCGCCAAGUUCAACGUGGAGGGCAAGCUUGGCGAAGGUUCGUACGGCUACGUCGUCAAGUGCUCGACCAAGGCCAGCACCAAGAAGAGCACCAAGAAGAAGAGCACCAACAAGCGGCUGGGAGAUUGGCAGGGCAAGCAGGAUUCCAAGGCGGUCAAGGUGCAGAUCUUCCACCAAGACAUCAGCAAGUACCAGGUGGGUGGGUGCAAGAACAAGCAAACAACGGAUCCGACGACUCAUUCAUUCCAUCGAUCAUCAUGCUUUGUCUUUCGUCCUCAACAGCUGCGUGACGCUGCCAUCUGUCGCUACCUGAGCGGCCAUCCCAACCUCGUCAGCUUCGACAGCGUGUGGACGGGGGAGGGCAUCUGUCGCGUGCAGUCGGAAAUGUCAAGUGGGGUGGACUCGCAUCUGUCGUGCGAAGGGCUGUGGCGUGCCGAACACUGCAAACACCUAUACAUGGCAAUGGAGUGAGUAAGAACGCAGCCAGCCAGCCAGACAGACAAAGAACACAGGGACGCAAGAAUGCGACUGGGACAGGCAGGGGGCUGUCUGUUGUUUGUAUCUUUGUUUGUUUGUUUGUGUGCACAGGUUGGCUGAGACAGAUCUGUACAAGCAUCUGCACACAAAGAAGCUCAAGCGUAUCGGUCGUCACGUGGUCACGGUCCCCGACAGACGCAUCUGCCUCUCGCCCAAGGAAGUCAAGAGAAUCAUGUACCAGGUACGGAAGGACAGACCGGAAGGAGCCCGCCUUGUCCGUCUUGCGGAGUCUGUGUGUUGUCUGUCCUUCCUUCGUCGCUUGUGUCAGUUGCUGUUGGGUUUGGCGUACAUGCAGACCAAGGGCAUCAUCCAUCGGUCGCUCGUACACACAGGAUGUGUGGGGAGCGACCAUGACCUGUCUGUGUCUGGUUUGUGCAGCGACCUCAAGCCCGGCAACAUUUUGAUGUCGGGCAAACGUGUGAUGAUCACGGACUUCGGCCACUCUCGCCUCGUGACCGGCACACACGACCCCAUCAGCCACUCGGUAGGCACAUGAAUGAGGAAAGACAUGCACAACGAACACACACAGACGGACAAACGCGUGAUUGAUGCCCUUGUGUGCAUGUGUGAUGGGCAGAAUCCAUACUUCCUAGGCACGCCAGGCUAUCGCUGCCCUGAGCUCAUCCUCGGCGCCAAGAACUGUGAGCCAAAUAUGAGAGCAGGACACAACACAGUUCUUCGCCUGUGGACACGUCUCUUCUGUGUGUGUUGGGUAUCAGACGGCACCAAGGUGGACAUGUUCUCUGCUGGCACCAUUUUGAUGGAGAUGGCUACAGCCCGGAAGCCAUUCAGCCACCUGGGCAGCGACUACGGCUCCCUCAUCAUGAUGUUUCAGCUGCUGGGCAUGCCACCCCAGGACAGGGUCAAACAAAUGGACUUCGUCGGGAAGGUGCGCACAUACUCCCUCCCUGAGGUUCCCUCCCUCCCUCCCUCCCUCCCUAAAUGACACACCACACCCGACCUCCCCUCUCCCCAUACACCCUUUCUCUUUCUCCCUUUGCAGAGCCACGCGUUCCCGCGUCUGCUGCCCAAGACGAAGUCGCAGGUGCGCCAGGCCCUCGACGCACUAUGUGACGGCAAGAACAAACUCACCGACGGCCAAUUCAGUCUGCUCUACGAGUAAGCCAAGCCACCAGCACAAGGAGGGAAGGGGCAGGCGGAACACGCAAGUGUGGUCUCUUCUGUGUGCUGUGUGUCAGCCUGUGGCGCGUUGAUCCAGCCGAGCGCAUCUCUGCCAUUGAGGCCAUCAACCACCCCUACUUCGACGACCUCGACAAGACGGUGAGAUGGAUGAAGGGUCGGCAUUUGAUGCACUCACUGACUGACUCGUCGCCCAUUUCCAUAUGUGCACACAAGAAGAGUGCCUUCUGCACCGCAUCCUCAUCCUGUCUCUCUGUCCCCCCGUCCCGUUUCCUUCAUGUGCAGCGAUACGCCCACUGGGCCCACGACCUCGGCGCCGCGUUCGAUGAAGACGGCCACACCGCCUUCUCUGCAGCAGACGCAGACGACAGCACCAACCCCUCCACCGCCGCCCCGGGCCAGCAGCAGAAUCAGUACAACCUGCGAGAGCGGCUGAAGCGGCCAUCGCCGUACGACGGCACCGUCAAGUCCAUGUUCAAGACACCACCAGCCAAGAAGAGGCGCACCACGCAUUACGCCAACGCUCCCAGCCGCCCCAAGAGAGAAUGAGAGGAGCAAUGUGUCUGCAUGUGAUGACUUGCCCGUUAAUACAUGCAAUUCAUCGCACGUGAAUGGAUUCAGC
Messenger RNA from Vitrella brassicaformis, 2456 nucleotides. Lineage: Eukaryota; Vitrellaceae. The record is from the annotation of a GenBank genome assembly.